Cryptomeria japonica (Japanese cedar) is the source of this 693-nucleotide messenger RNA. Its product is annotated as ethylene-responsive transcription factor ERF043-like. The coding region runs from base 1 to 693 and encodes 230 amino acids. NCBI's taxonomy places the organism in Eukaryota, Viridiplantae, Streptophyta, Pinopsida, Cupressales, Cupressaceae. The record is from RefSeq and is a predicted model, not a curated record. Gene Ontology annotation, biological process: ethylene-activated signaling pathway; regulation of DNA-templated transcription. The transcript is spliced from 2 exons. Gene Ontology annotation, molecular function: DNA-binding transcription factor activity; DNA binding.
AUGGCGGUUCUUAAUGGAGCGAGAACAAUCAGAUUUGUUCUGCCAAGAAAGCAACCACGCCGCACCAAACAAGCAGAGGCUUUCUCAGAAUACAACGUAGAAGAUUAUCAGAGCCAUGUGAGCGAAGUAAAUUCCAAUUUCCAGCAACAAGAGAAAAAGAGGCGUUACAGAGGAGUAAGGCAGAGAGCGUGGGGUAAAUGGGUCGCAGAGAUCCGAGACCCAAGGAAGGCAAUUAAGGUUUGGCUCGGCACUUUCUCCACUGCGGAAGAUGCAGCCAAAGCUUACGACGAGGCCGCCUUAGAAUUCAGGGGAGCAAGGGCCAAAUUAAACUUCCCAGAGACAGCAUCUAUCAACCUCCAUAAUAAUUAUACUAAUGCCUCUCUCAACUCAAAUCAUAAGGACGUUUUCGUUGAUGGCAGUCUGGAGAAUACACCCGCAAGCUCGACAUUAACAGACUCUUCUUUCUCACCAACUUAUGACAUGUCUGCUUGCUUGCUAUACAGUAGCGCAAUUCAACAUGUCCCUGGUUAUUCCGACUUCAUCCAUGCCUCAGAAUGUUCACCCCAGUUAUUUCCUAAACUUUAUGACAAUGCACAGCAUGAUGUGGAGCAAACAAAUAAUUUUCUUCCUUUUGAUGCUUCUCAGCGAUAUUCUGGUUUUACAAGGCAGCAGCAACGCCAGUUGGGUGUAUAG